AUGGGGAAAAACGACUUGGCCCGAGCUCUUCUCUUCCAAUCCAUACCAGAGACUCUGAUUCUACAAAUAAGGAAUCUUGAGACAGAAAAAGAGAUCUGGGAAGCAAUAAAGUCAAGGAAUGUAGGAGCCGAGAGAGUAAGAGAGGCUAAACUGCAAACUUUGAUGGAUGACUUUAACCGGCUUAAGAUGAAGGAGACAGAAACAAUCGAUGAGUUCUCUGGAAAGCUCGCGGAGAUGACAGCAAGAUCGACAUCCUUAGGAGAGAACAUAGAAGAACCGACAAUGGUGAAGAAAUUCUUAGUCUCCCGAGGAAGAACCUAUGAAGAAAGAAUCAAAGGAGAUGAUCAACAAGAGGAUCAAGGUAACAAACUUAUGUAUGCUAACCUUUACUCUCCGGACGCCCAAGACGCCUAUGGUAGAGGAAGAGGACAUAGUGGACGCUUCAACAGAGGCAGAGGACGUGGUCGAUGGAACAACCAGCGAGACUGGAAGGAUGGAAGAGAUACGACGAGAGUGGUCUGUUACCGUUGUGACAAAGCAGGUCACUAUGCAUACAACUGUCCCGAUAGACUUCUCAAGCUGCAAGAAGUUCAUGAGAAUGACGAUGAGAGUACGCGUGAAGCAGAAGAGUUAAUGAUGCAUGAUAUUGUGUAUCUCAAUGAGGAGAAUGUGAUGCCAAGAAAGCUCGAUACACACGCUGAUGGAGAUAACAUGUGGUAUCUAGACAACGGAGCGAGUAACCACAAGUCUGGAAACCGAGAAUAUUUUUCUGUGCUUGAUGAACAUGUCACUGGAAAAGUGAGAUUUGGUGAUGAUUCUCGCAUAGACAUCAAAGGAAAGGGCUCAGUAAUUUUCUUAAGUAAAAAGGGUAAAAAGAAAAUAUUGGCGAAUGUCUAUUAUAUUACAGACCUGCGAAGUAAUAUCAUCAGCUUGGGGAAAGCUACUGAAUCCGGAUGCGACGUAAGGAUGAAAGACGACUACCUAUGA
Brassica napus (rape) is the source of this 987-nucleotide messenger RNA. RefSeq lists its product as uncharacterized. The record is from RefSeq and is a predicted model, not a curated record. NCBI's taxonomy places the organism in Eukaryota, Viridiplantae, Streptophyta, Magnoliopsida, Brassicales, Brassicaceae. The transcript is spliced from 2 exons. Gene Ontology annotation, molecular function: zinc ion binding; nucleic acid binding. The coding region runs from base 1 to 987 and encodes 328 amino acids.